GUUCACUCAAGACUGUCACCUUAUUCGACGCGGAAUGCCGAUAAGUCCCCACAAAUCAAACAUGACGAGUUCUUCCGAAGUAAACACAAAUUGUAUUCAACGCAGUAUGUAAAUGGCUUCAUAAAUAAAUUCUUGAAUCAUGGAAAAUAAUGCAUAUGAAAAUUCUGAAACGAAUGGAGGAGUAAUUGAGAAUGAUACCCGAAAAAGAUAUUUGACAGACAGCACAGAGUCGCAGGAUACUAGUGAUGUCAGUAUAGUGCCUGAGAGGGUCCAAAUGAAGAAAAAUGUCGGACUUAUCAGCGGAACCUCUCUAAUAGUAGGCACCAUCAUAGGAUCUGGAAUUUUUAUAUCACCAAAAAGCGUGUUGGACAGGACCGGAUCUGUGGGACUGAGCCUUGUUGUCUGGGUAGCCAGUGGAUUCUUGGCCUUGCUUGGUUCAUUGUCAUAUGCUGAGUUAGGAACUGUCAUAAGGAAAUCAGGUGGGGAAUAUGUGUACAUUAAGGAGGCUCUGGGAGAGAUUCCCGCCUUCCUGUUUGCAUGGACAUCUGUCAUGGUGGUUCGAACCUCCUCUAUGGCUAUCAUUUGUCUGACUUUUGGCGAAUACAUGGCUACCUUUUUCCCGUAUUGUGGAUCACCAGUCAUCCCGAUGAAAAUUGUUGCUGCUCUUGCCAUUGUAUCCCUGGGAGUCAUCAACAGUUACAGUACAACACUGGCAGGAAGAACUCAGGUCUUCUUCACUGCCGUCAAACUAUUAGCUCUUGUCGUCAUUGUCGUCGGAGGAAUCGUCAAACUCAUCCAAGGAAACACGUCUCAAUUUGAAAACAGUUUUGAGGGCACUACGACCUCUCCCUCCAGUAUUGCUCUGGCGUUUUACAACGCACUGUGGGCUUAUGAUGGCUGGAAUAACCUGAAUUAUGUUACAGAAGAAAUAAAAAAUCCAGCUAAAAACCUUCCUCGGGCUAACGUCCUGGGUGUAAUGAUCACCACCAUCAUUUAUCUAUUGGUCAACAUCUCCUAUCUCACUGUCAUGACUUCAACAGAGCUUCUAAACUCAUCGGCUGUGGCUGUGACCUGGGGUGACCGCGUCCUUGGAGCGGCUGCUGCAUUGAUGCCUCUAGCCGUGUUGUUCUCAACGUUCGGUGCUGCAAAUGGAACUUUGUUUGGUGGUGGAAGAGUUGUGUAUGUAGCUGGCAGAGAAGGGCACCUUCCAGAGAUGUUGUCAUACGUGCAUUGUAAAUAUUACACGCCAUUUCCCUCGGUGAUAUUUACAAUUGUGAUUUCCCUGAUUAUGAUAAUUCCUGGAAACAUUGGGUCGCUGGUAGACUUCUUUAGUUUUUCCGCCUGGUUGUUUUAUGGUCUGACGGUCACGUGCCUCAUCAUCUUCCGGUUCACAAAGAAAGAUGUAGAGAGGCCUAUUAAGGUUCCUAUUGUGAUACCCAUUCUCUUUGUUCUGAUCGCUAUAUACCUUGUUAUUGGACCAAUCAUAGAAGAUCCACAAAUUGAACUCCUUUAUGCGUUCCUAUUUAUUAUCGGAGGUCUCCUAUUUUAUUUCCCGUUCGUCUAUUUCAAGCUGAAAAUUAAAGGUUUUGAGGGGUUAACAACGGGAGUUCAGCUUCUUUGUGAGGUGGUCCCAAGUCCAUACGAACCAGAAAAAUGAAACCACGCUAAAACAAAACAUGGACUGUAUAUACAUUGCCUACUUUGUUCACAAUUUUUCAUUGAAAUGAACAACGUUAUUCCUAUGGGUCAUGUAAAACUCAAAGGAAAUGUUUAUGUUCAAGGAAAGUGUAAAUGAUGCAAGGUUAAGAAAUAGUGCACCAAAUUUCAAUGAUUCAAAUUGAUUGAUCUCAAAAAUCAAAAGAAUAUGCAAGUGCUUGGUCACUGGGGGAAAAUAUGCACAGAGAUGAACAUCGAAAUGUAGAUAAAUUUGUUAAUGUUCAAUAUGUAACAAAAAUGACAAGUAUGUAUGCUUUGACAAAUAGCUUUAUCACUCUAUAUUAAAAUUUCCAAUGUCUUUGUCCGAGAUAAAAUUACAAAUUGUAAAUGUACUUUUUCCCCCAUCAAUGUAUUGGCGCAGUUCCAAAAAAAACCACGUGCAGGGCGGGACAAACAGCUAGUAAGAAGCAGGACUUGGAGCACGUGGAUUGGCAGAAUCAAAGCAUGUAAAUAUAAGGAAUAACUUCAGAUUUUUCAAUUUUAUGACGAUGAUCAAUUUUAUGCAUAAACGCCUUCGGCGUUUAUGCAAAUUAUCACGCAAGCCAAUCGAUUGAUCACAUAAAGAAAUUGAAAAAUAAGACAGUUAUUCCUUAAUUCAAUGAAAAAAAGAUGUUAAACCAAGCUUCUUUUGGAUAAUUAUUACUAAUAUUAGUGUUUUACAUCUUCUUUUUGAUGACGUACAUUCUUACAACUCUUUUUCACAGCAAUAAACUAUUUUUACAUGUUAAUUAUGAAAAGUUAUUGCAACAAGAGAGAUAGAGGUGAGGAUAUACCCUAUUUCAAGCUUAUGAAGUAUUCUAAACCUUAUUUUUGUAACUAAGUAUGUAAACCUUAGUUAUUAAGAAUGUAUUAAAUCUGAAAAGAUAUAAAAGAUCAAAUACUUUAUACAUGUAUGUCAUGUCAGUGUUCAUAUUUUGUUAUUUCACAGCUUCAUUCAUAUUGUAUUAUUUGAAUAUUUAUGUUGAGAGAAUUUAAAUUCAUCAAUAAAUAUGUUUUAUGAAUAAAGCUUAAUAUUUUAAU
Saccostrea cuccullata (small rock oyster) is the source of this 2736-nucleotide messenger RNA. RefSeq names its product b(0,+)-type amino acid transporter 1-like. Gene Ontology annotation, molecular function: L-amino acid transmembrane transporter activity. Bases 140 to 1657 code for a protein of 505 amino acids. Gene Ontology annotation, biological process: amino acid transmembrane transport. NCBI's taxonomy places the organism in Eukaryota, Metazoa, Mollusca, Bivalvia, Ostreida, Ostreidae. Gene Ontology annotation, cellular component: membrane. The record is from RefSeq and is a predicted model, not a curated record. The transcript is spliced from 13 exons.